AGUUAUGUUUUUUUUCCCCUCGUCUCUUUCACUUAUCGAAGGUCGGGGGGAGAGACGGGCACUUGAGCUGAAAAUAGAAAAGAGUGAGAGAGAGGCGAAGGUUUAUUUGCUUCGUUAAUGGUGGUUAGGGUUUUCUUUUGAUCUCCCCUCCAAAAGAAACCUUAGUGUCUCCCGCCUAAUAUUUCAGAUCCCGCGCUUUCUCUCUCUUCUCGUUACCGGAAAACCCUAACUAGAGGUUUCCUCAAUCUUUCAAGUUAACUUCGAUUUUUCAGUCUCGAGGAAUCCUCGUGGUUAUUUGGAUUGAAAACGUUUGAAAUCGGAAAGCGAGAAGCUGUGAUGGGCGCUCAAGAGAAGCCUCAAGGCAACGCCAACUCGAUGCAGCGAGUAAAGGUCUAUCGUUUGAAUGAUGAUGGUAAAUGGGAUGACCAAGGAACUGGGCAUGUCACUGUUGAUUAUUUGGAGAUGAUUGCAUAUGUUAUAAUUCAGAGAUCAGAGGAGCUUGCUUUGUUUGUUUUCGAUGAAGAAGACAAUGAGACAUUGCUUUCGCACCGUAUCAGCCCUGAUGACAUUUACAGAAAGCAGGAAGAUACAAUCAUAUCAUGGAGAGACUCAGAAUAUUGUACAGACUUAGCUCUUAGUUUUCAAGAAAAUACAGGAUGCUCUUACAUAUGGGAACACAUCUGCAAGGUGCAAGGAAAUAUGCAUUUCAAUUCUCUUAACCAUGAGACAUUUCACACAAUGAAUAAUGAGUUGAGGGAGUUGCCUGCUGUGGAGCUUUCCACUCUCCCCAUAAUCCUCAAGAUUGUCACCGAGAGUAGCCUUGCUGAUCAGAUGCAGCUGACUGAACUUAUAUUAAAUGAUCAAGCUUUCUUCCAGAAGCUGAUGGACCUAUUCAGAAUAUGUGAAGAUUUGGAAAAUGUUGAUGGUCUUCACAUGAUGUUUAAAAUUGUGAAGGGGAUAAUUAUGCUCAAUAGUCCUCAAGUUUUUGAGAAAAUAUUUGGGGAUGAAUUAAUCAUUGAUAUUAUCGGUUCCCUAGAAUAUGAUCCUUUUGUUCCCCAGGUGCAACAAUAUCGUAAAUUUCUGAAAGAACAAGCUGUUUUUAAGGAGGUCAUUCCAUUUAAAAAUCCAGUAGUCUUGUCAAAGAUACACCAGACAUACCGAGUUGGUUAUCUGAAGGAUGUUGUUUUGGCAAGGGUAUUUGAUGAGGCCACAGUUGCCAGUUUGAAUUCUAUAAUUCAUUCGAAUAAUGCUAUUGUUAUUUCUUUAUUGAAGGACGAUAGCACCUUUAUUCAAGAAUUGUUUGCAAGGCUGAGGUCGCCAACCACAUCUGCUGAAUCAAAGAAAAAUCUGGUAUAUUUCCUGCAUGAAUUUUGUAGUUUAAGCAAGAGUCUGCAAAUGGGACAGCAGCUUCCAAUAUUUAGGGAUCUUAUGAAUGAAGGUAUCGUUGACAUUAUAACUGAUGCUUUGCAGAGUGAAGAUAAAAAGAUUGUACUAAUGGGGACAGACAUCCUCAUACUAUUCUUGAAUCAGGAUCCAAACCUUCUGCGGUCUUAUGUUGUUCGUCAGGAAGAAAAUCUACUUUUAGGACUUCUGGUUAAAGGGAUGAUAACAGAUUUUGGAGAGGAUAUGCACUGCCAAUUUCUUGAAAUUCUUCGUAGUUUGCUAGAUUCGGUCACAUUUACUGGAGCUCAGGUUCCAAUCUUGAUAUUUUAUUUCUGUUUGCAAAUGUUAAAUUUUGGUAGGUGGGAAAUUGUGGACUCAUACAGUCAUGCUACUAAUUACCAUAUGGUCAGGAGAGAUACAAUUGUUGAAACUUUUUAUGAGAAACAUUUGGGCCAGCUAAUUGAUGUCAUAAUAUUAUCAUGUCCUCAUGAUGAGGUGUCAACCGGUAAAUUGGCAGGCACUGCAGGGAGAGUUGAAAGCCAAAAUAGCACAAAGCCUGAAAUUCUGUUAAACAUAUGUGAAUUGUUGUGCUUUUGUGUUGUCCACCAUCCAUAUAGAAUAAAGUGUAAUUUUCUCCUUAACAAUGCCAUAGACAAAGUUUUGUUACUUACGCAGAGAAGGGAAAAAUACCUUGUAGCUGCUGCAGUUCGCUUUGUUCGCACUAUUCUCUCUCGUCAUGAUGAACAUUUGAUAAGUCACUUUGUCAAGUACAGCCUUCUCAAAUCAAUUGUAGAUGCUUUUGUUGCUAAUGGUAAUCGUUACAAUGUGCUGAAUUCUGCAGUCUUGGAACUUUUUGAAUAUAUCCGCAAGGAAAACCUGAAAUUAUUGGUUAAACAUAUAGUUGAUUCAUUUUGGAAUCAGUUGGUACAGUUUGAGCACUUGCCUUCUCUUCAGUCUUUCAAAGUCAAAUACAAGCAGUUCUUGGAAAAUUGUGGACCUGAAACAAAUGUUAAUGCACCGGACCCUAGAAAACGGAUUGAUGAGCGUGCUUUGGAGAAAGAAGAGGAAGACUAUUUUAAUGAGGAGAGUGAUGAAGAGGAUACAACAUCUGCAUCUCAUCCUCAGAAAGUGCAAUCUCAGCCUGUUUUAUCCAAUGGAGUUUCUGUCAGCUGCCCAUCAUCACGCCCUAGAUCUGGGGGGCUUGUUGACUAUGAUGAUGAGGACGAUGAAGACUACAGACCACCUCCAAGGAAACAGACUGAAACCUCGGAGGAUGAUGAAGGAAGCAUGGAGUCCCUUGGCUUGAAGCGUAAGUUGACUCCUAAGGAAAAGGAACCUGGGCUAGCUAAGAAGCAGCGUUUGGGUAAAAGCUCUAAACCAAGAGAUAGUGUAUUUGCGGCUUUGUGUUCAACCCUAAGCCAGGCAGUGCUGCCUAGUAAGAAAACCGCAAAUGCCAUGCAUUUAUCUACUCAAUCAGGUGAGGAGAAUCAUAUUGAAAAGGAAUCUGGCAGUCCCAGAAGUUGUGAUAACAAUAGUCCAAACGAGGGCAACCUUAGAGAGAAGGAAUCUCCUAGAAACUGUUCAGAGUACCUGCAUAGCCCCUCACAAUUAAGUGGAGAGGACCCCCGUUCGUUGCUACCAUCAAAAUCAUCACCUGAAAUGGCUGUAAAUGGAUCAUGAGUUGAAUCCCAGAAUCAUUCGUUAUACGCAGGAUAACUUGUUUCCUUGUUGGUGUUGGUUUUAUUUUAACUAUAGGAUGUGCUUGGUUGACUAAACAAUCUUGGGCUACCAAAGGAAAAGUGAACUCACAAGAAAGAGACGGAUGCGAAGAAAGCUUGGAAUUCUGAAAUGUUCGUCGGAGGAGAACAUGUAUGGAUCUACCAGGCCAGCCUGAUGCUUUGAGCCGCUCCAUCAACUAAAACAUUCUCUCUGUUUUAACUUUUUCCCCUUUUUUCCAAAAGAAAAAAAAAAGUACUUUUAUUGUUCCAUUUAGAUUUGUGAACUAACUAAUAGAAUGGGGCAGUAAUAUUUCCCCUGCAUAGUAUUAGUACUGGCUUCCUUUUGUUCAUUUUUGUGGUGAGUGUGCCUGUUAUAUACGUAUAGAUAGAGGAGAUGAGAGGAUCUAGGAUGACAACGAGUGAGGAGGCAAAAUUUUCCCGAACUGUAGCUGAUAUAAACCCACUUGUAAAUUGUUAUUACGCAAACUUCACCUUGUAAUUGGGGGGGGGGGUUUCCGCAUUAAAUCCGCUAAACCCCCCAAUUUACUUGUUAUACUUAUUUGAAGAAUUUUAAUGGAUUGGGCUUUUAAUUUUGCACUUAA
Gossypium raimondii (Peruvian cotton) is the source of this 3703-nucleotide messenger RNA. RefSeq lists its product as uncharacterized. The record is from RefSeq and is a predicted model, not a curated record. The transcript has 24 exons. Gene Ontology annotation, biological process: protein dephosphorylation. The coding region runs from base 337 to 3063 and encodes 908 amino acids. NCBI's taxonomy places the organism in Eukaryota, Viridiplantae, Streptophyta, Magnoliopsida, Malvales, Malvaceae. Gene Ontology annotation, cellular component: protein phosphatase 4 complex; nucleoplasm. Gene Ontology annotation, molecular function: protein phosphatase activator activity.